UUCAUGGCCUCUUUCUUUGUCAUUUCUCUGGAUAAAAUACAAAUUUCGACCCAAGUUGGUUCAGCUUCUUGAGCUUCGGAAAAAACAUGCUGUUGGAAAAAAAUUUCAACCAAGUGGGAAGUUUGAGGCUGCCAUGUCUUUUAACGUUCAAGAAGUUAUCGUCCAGGUUAAAGAUAGUGCGAAUAUGUGGUUGGAGAUUCGGUUGAAGCUGCUUGCAGUCAAAGGAAAAGGAAAGAAGUAUCUUGAGGAUGGAUUGAGCACUUGGUUUGGCUCAAGAAUAUAGAUACGAAGGGUUGUAGAUUUUUAUUUUGAGUAUCUCUACUUGAUUUCAUUAUAAAAAACAGGUGCACUAGAUGUAAUAGGAGUUUUGAUUGAAUAAAUUUUACAUUCAUUCAAAAAAAAAAAAAGAAUAUGUGGUUGGAAUCAAGUUCAUGACAGUGCCUCUUGAAGCCUCCUUAGGUUCCUGAAAAAUGAUUGCGUCCCUUCAGAUGUGACAUGAAUAUGCACCUACUCGUUCCUUCAGAAAGAGAAGAGAGAGAUACUGUUCAGUAAGAAUACUGUGGAUGAUUAGCUGAAUUGUGAAUGAUUCUCCUAUAGUUAGGAAAGGCUCAUCAAAUGCUGAACUAAUUGUUCUUCUGGAUUGGUUUCUUCUGGACAGAUGUGUUUCGGCUCGGUUGAACCGAAUCAGGUUAGACAGACAUUGAUAAAAAUUUCCCUUUAAUUAAUUUAAUUUCUGUGUAACUAACAAUACAUGAUUUAAGCGUUGAUUUAACCGUCAAUACCAUCAAUAUUAGACCUUGAAAGUUGCCUAACUCUUUAUAUUUUAUCCUUUUAAACUGUUAUAACAUGCGUACACUUAACAAAUACUUAAAAACCGGCACUAUAUAUGUGAAGGGCCAUGCAUUAAGGACCAAUUCCUUCACACAAAGGAACAAUGUUACCAUCCAGAAAAAGCAGGGAAAAAAACUAAAGGCAAGCAUGUUGGGAGCCAUAGCCAAGAGGUGGAAAGUUCUAAGCGGCCAAAACAAAUGGAAAGGCCUCCUUGACCCACUUGACCCAGACCUUCGUCGCUACAUCAUUCACUACGGCGAGAUGGCUCAGGUUGGUUACGACGCCUUUAACUGGGACCGUAAGUCCUUAUACGCCGGUGAUUGUUAUUACUCUAAGAGCCAAAUCUUUGCUCGAACUGGCUACCUUAAAGCCAACCCUUUCAGGUACAAUGUGACCAAGUACAUCUACGCAACGGCUUCUUUAAACCUACCAAUCUGUUUCAUCGUCAAGUCUUUGUCAAAGGAAGCAUCACGCGUGCAGACUAACUGGAUUGGUUAUGUAGCCGUGGCUACAGACGAAGGCAAGGCGCUGUUAGGGAGGAGAGACAUUGUUGUAGCUUGGAGAGGAACUCUUCAGCCAUAUGAAUGGGCUAACGAUUUUGAUUUCCCACUUGAGUCAGGUGUCAAAGUUUUCCCUGUAUUCGACUCCAAGAUCGUGCCUCGUAUUGGAAGUGGCUGGCUCGAUGUCUACACCUCUUCUGAUGCUAAGUCGCCUUAUGACACUACUAGCGCACGAGAACAGGUACAAGGAGAGCUCAAGAGAUUGUUAGAUGUUUACAAGAACGAAGAAGUGAGCAUCACUUUCACAGGCCAUAGCUUGGGCGGAGUAAUGUCAACUCUAGCAGCUGCAGAUCUUGUCAAUGGCAAGAAAAACACGAUCAGUUCAGGUCUUGAAAGAAAGCAAGUUCCCAUCACAGUUUUUGCAUUCGGGUGUCCUCGAAUUGGGGACCAAGACUUUGUAAAAAUCGUCGACUCACUCAAACAACUGAACAUCCUGAGAAUAGUCAAUGUUCCGGAUGUGGCACCACAUUAUCCACUCUUACUGUAUGCAGAAGUAGGCCAGGAGCUCCAGAUCAAUACGUUGAACUCGACUUACCUGAAAAGGUCUCUAAACUUUAGGAACUAUCAUAACCUGGAGAUAUACCUGCACGGCAUGGCGGGGAUGCAAGACAAAGCGGGGCUGUUUAAGCUGGUGAUUGGUCGGGAUAUUUCAUUGGUCAAUAAAGGUUUAGAUGCUCUGAAAGACGAGUUCUUAGUGCCCAGUACCUGGAGGUGUCUUGCAAACAAAGGGAUGGUUCAAAAGGAUGAUGGCACAUGGCAGCUGGAUGUCCACAGGAAAGAUCAUGAUGAUGAUUAACCCCUCAAACUAGAAAAACCGGCUACAAGAGUUUUACCUAUACGAGUUUAGUUGCAAAAACUUAUAAAAUGUUCCACACAAUAUGUUUGUUUGUACACCUAAUUUUUCUAGUUUAGUGUGUCCCAUCUCGUAGAUAAAUCUUGUAUUUCUCAACUUAAAAUUACGUUACAUCGUUAUAGAAAAGUCCA
Messenger RNA from Brassica rapa (field mustard), 2375 nucleotides. RefSeq names its product phospholipase A1-IIalpha. Gene Ontology annotation, biological process: lipid metabolic process. The record is from RefSeq and is a predicted model, not a curated record. Gene Ontology annotation, molecular function: glycerophospholipid phospholipase A1 activity. NCBI's taxonomy places the organism in Eukaryota, Viridiplantae, Streptophyta, Magnoliopsida, Brassicales, Brassicaceae.